GAAAGUACACAAACCGUGAUAAGUUCCAGCCAUCUCCUGUGAUGACCUUCAGUUAGCAUUCUUUAAUUUAGCCAAGGCCAGUGUAUGUCCUUCAGAAAUGUAACCAGAUCGUGACUACAACUACGUCUUUGACCACAUUGUGUUGUUACACUGUGUGUGACUCUCAAGGUCUACAUGAGGAAGGACGACAACAGAGAUGUUGCCAUUGUGAUAGUUAAAAAGUAAGAAUCCAGGGUGGUGGACCUUCUUCCACUGAGAUGUUGAGGAUUGGAGAACCAUGGCUCGGUUUCAAAGCUCGAUAUGGACGAUAGACCUACCAAUCAUGUUGACGCUUCUAAACAUUGAACUCUCUAUCGCAUGUGGUAGAGCAGAGUACAGAAUAGUUGAUAGGUGCUGUCCUAUGUGUUCGCCAGGAAACCAGGUACAUAAACACUGUACAGAAUUUACAAGUACUUCCUGUGUCCCCUGUACCGACUCCACUUUCCUUGAUGAACCCAAUGGUCUUACGGCAUGCAUACUGUGUACCAACAACUGUGACCCAGGUUUUGGCUUAACGGUAAAGCAGCGAUGUACACCUUCAUCAGACACUGUCUGUGGGACACUGGAGGGGUUCUACUGUCUAGACCCAACUAAGGAUGGUUGUAGAGCAGCCCAGAGACACAGCAGCUGUAAACCUGGUCAAUACAUCAGCCACACAGGAACAACAUCUACAGAUACUGUGUGUGUUGACUGCCCUGGUAAAACGUAUUCAGAUGGAUCAUUAACAUCUUGUCAACCACACACAGAAUGUGAAUUCUUGGAAAUUGAAGCAGGAACUCCUUGGUCGGAUUCAGAAUGCGGAGUAAACUCACUUCCCACAGCUGGAAUCAUAGCUGGUGUUCUGAUAUGUUUCCUGAUAGCCACCAUAGCUGGUGUUUGUUUAUUUAUAGUGAGAAAAAGACACAAUUUAGGCCCCCAAAUACUGACACAGGCAUUCCCAGAUCAGGAAAUACCAAUGCUGUCUGAGGAAACUGUAAAAGAUUCAAGCCCCCAUCACAGUCAGGUGACUCAACAUUCUGUAAUAUGUGGUCCGCUGGCUGGUCCAGCCAUCAAUGGUGUAUCUUAACACUACAUGUUAAAUGUGAUAUUGUAGAAUCUGGUUGGUAUAAAAACAGGAUUCUACAGCACGUUCAAAGAAUAUGACCUCUGGGUAGAGGAUCACUGUGCAUUGACAAUGACUAUUAUGUGGCUUAGUGUAUGAAUCAUACAUUAGCUUCCACCCACACUGGAACAUGGCCCCAAAUCCCUCAAAGUACAGGCUUGGUUGAAGCUCAACAUUCUACAUGUGAACAGAAGCCAAACUGAAGCCAUACCAAGUUGUCACCCCACACUUUCAAGUGCAUCCACAGCCUGAUUAGCCAAGAAUAUUCCAGAAUGCACUAUAUUAAAUCUGGUCCAAAUAGCUAUAAAGUGCCUUUCUGUAUGCUGUCCUCUCUGUUCUAGACUGAUGAUGUAAAAAGGGCUUUAAAAAUAUAUUUAUUAGGCUUUAUAAAUGAAUUUGAUUGAUUGUCCUUUAUUUUAUUUACCCAUAGCUAGAGCAUUGCGUUACCUCUAGGCCGAUACAGCGCCUUCUCACAUAAUGUGUGAAACAAUUGUAACGUCAUUAUCCAAUUAGUCAAAAAUAAGUUCCCAACCAUGUUGAUUGACUUCAAAUUAAAUGUCUGCCGAAACUCACAGCAUCGUUCUCAUCAGCAGGCUACACUAGGACCGGACACAACCUCUAGCCACAUAGGGCCUACAAUGUUUUAUCCAUCAAAAUAAAUACCAUCGUAAAAAUAAUGAAUUGAUUGUGUUAAACGCACAUAUCUUUUUCCAACAUGAGGCAUUAAUAAGUAGUAUUUUUAAAUAAUCAAUGGGUAUUCAUUAAUUUAUAAGUCCAAAAAAAGCUGUCAUCUAUUUGAUAGAUCACGUAGAUUCAAUUGACAAGUCAUCACAUCCGUCAUUCAGUGGAUCAUACAGUUCAACAUGUUGCACUUUAUAUACAGUUGAAGUUUGUCCAAUUAUAUCAGUACGUUACUGUACUGUGUUGCACUGACUGUCCUCAAACAUGUGAGGUAAAAGCUAUCACGUUUACUAUGUCCCAGUUAAAUCAGUUCAACUGAAGAGGCUAGUUGACGAGGAGAAAUUAAACUACUGGUUACAAAUAGAUAAUCAUAUUUCUGGCACCAUUUAGCCAAGAUGAUUGUCCAUCACAGUCUUUAUCAGUUAACUUUACUACAGGUUUCGCUACAAUCUUUUGUAUCCCCAACUGUUUACAGAAAUAUGAGGUAGGCCAUAAGAUACACUAGAGCUUCUGCUGUGACUUCAAAAUCACCAAAUGACCUGGGAAGAUGUCAACAUUAUCCAGCAAGUUCUUUACAGAAUAAAAAGUGGUAUAACCAAAGUUUUACACUGUGCAAUACUCCCAAUUGGAAUAAUAUCCAUUUUAUUUAGAGAUGAAUGUUGUCUAAUGAUGAGGGAUUUGUACAAAGACUGAGUCAAUUUUAGAGGCCAAUUUGUCCUGGAAAUGAACACGACAAAAAGGAGUUGGAAAAAUUGGUAAUAUGAUCUCACAAAUGUUUAUGUAAUGGAUGUACUUGAAGGUUGAAUAUAAUGCUGUUAAAUUCAAUGCAGUUUUGCUAAACAAUGUAUGUGCUGUGUUUAUUAUUUAAAAUGCAUGGAUGACAUCUACAAAACCAAAACAGCAAUAUUUCAUGCAAUGUUUUAAAGCUUCCAAAUUGUAAUGCCCACCGUUCAUGGGUAAAGGCUUCCAUUAGCAUGGGAAAUUACCAUUUUUAUUAUUUUAGUAAAUAUUGUCAAUAGCACAUUUUAGAGCUCUACUGAACUGUAAAUUAAAGUACAACUAUUA
Coregonus clupeaformis (lake whitefish) is the source of this 2887-nucleotide messenger RNA. Its product is annotated as tumor necrosis factor receptor superfamily member 14-like. The transcript is spliced from 10 exons. NCBI's taxonomy places the organism in Eukaryota, Metazoa, Chordata, Actinopteri, Salmoniformes, Salmonidae. Gene Ontology annotation, molecular function: protein binding. The record is from RefSeq and is a predicted model, not a curated record. Gene Ontology annotation, cellular component: external side of plasma membrane. Gene Ontology annotation, biological process: positive regulation of cytokine production involved in immune response; defense response to Gram-negative bacterium; defense response to Gram-positive bacterium. Bases 278 to 1105 code for a protein of 275 amino acids.